AUGCCUCCACCGCUGCUGUCGAGGACGCUUGAUCCCAUUCUUGGGAUUGCGAGCGGCGUCUUCGCCUACUAUCUCUACGAAAGCCAUCCUCGAAACGACAUUCCAGAGGAGCUGAGACUCUCGACCCUAUUGCGAUGGAAGCGGGAACGAUGGCAGCAGGCUCGCAAACAGAAGCUCCAGGGUGCAGAGGACAACGUAGACUGGCAGGCGAUUGCAGCUGGUGCGGAAGCAGAAACGAAAGUGGCGAAGUGA
Epithele typhae is the source of this 252-nucleotide messenger RNA. RefSeq lists its product as uncharacterized. Bases 1 to 252 code for a protein of 83 amino acids. The record is from RefSeq and is a predicted model, not a curated record. Lineage: Eukaryota; Fungi; Basidiomycota; Agaricomycetes; Polyporales; Epitheliaceae. Gene Ontology annotation, biological process: protein secretion. The transcript has 2 exons.